This is a messenger RNA of Ostreobium quekettii, 534 nucleotides long. NCBI's taxonomy places the organism in Eukaryota, Viridiplantae, Chlorophyta, Ulvophyceae, Bryopsidales, Ostreobiaceae. The record is from the annotation of a GenBank genome assembly.
AUGCGCAGAGUGCUAGGACCGCGUCAGGAUGACAUGCAGCAAUUGUACGGGACGAAACGCCUGAGAGCCAGGAGUGCUCAUGCGCCAGGAGUGCACACACUCAACGUCCCCACUUUGCCUGUUCAAGUUGUGCUCGCUGGGGCGCUUUGCCUCGUGCGCAGGCGUGGGGAUUGUCACAUUUGGAAAUGUGUGACUGAACUGAAAUUUCGAGAACACCUGAUUCCGGUGUGCGCCCAAAGGAUGUUGUCACACCAUUUUCGGAAAAUGGGCAUGAAAGCGAGAAUGAUGAUUGAAGAUGAGCACAGAUGGAAGAUUUGCGGAUGGGCACUGUUCAGGGAUGGUACCCAGGCACAGGAACCCAGGUACCCGGGCCAGGUACAGGUUUUUCUUGUACCCGCUUACCCGGGCAGGUUGGGUCCUGCGUUUGGCUUGAUUUCGAUUUUGCAAAUUGCUUUCGGCUGCAACAAGAGGAGGGGUUUCAUGAACACGAGGGUGGAUUUCGUAUUCGAGUCGAAUGUGCAGCCCACCUUUUAA